Molecule: messenger RNA, 1547 nt
Organism: Vicia villosa (hairy vetch)
Lineage: Eukaryota; Viridiplantae; Streptophyta; Magnoliopsida; Fabales; Fabaceae
Product: glycosyltransferase family protein 64 C3
Exons: 1
Coding region: 264-1232 (322 amino acids)
Cellular component (GO): membrane
Molecular function (GO): glycosyltransferase activity
Source: RefSeq, a predicted model, not a curated record
AAAAUCAUGAUACCUUUUGUCUAUGAAUCUAUGCUGAUUUAAAUAUAGUUAUAUCAUACGGUUAUAAUUCAUCCACUUUAUCCACAAAAUUACCAAACCCCCACUUCAAAAAUCACUUCCAACGUGCUUCACCACCAAACCCAUUCAUUUCCAUGUGACCAUGCCUCACAAUCACUACAAAAAACAAGCAACCUUCCAUUCUCAACAAUAAAAUAUCCAACAACCUCAAAAUCCUCAAACCCACCGUAAACCACCACAACACAAUGACUUCACCAACAACAACCACCUUAAUCCUCGCUGUUCUAUUAUUCCUCUUCACACCAACAUCAACAUCAUCAAACUCAAACCACCAUUGCGGUCCCACAAAAAACCGGGACCCACAAAACCUCCAACCCAACAAAAUCACAGUCCUCAUAAACGGUUUCUCCGAAACCCGAAUCCCCAUCCUCCAAUCACUAGCCGCCACGUACUCACUCUCCCCACUAGUAUCCUCCGUGCUCGUCCUCUGGGGAAACCCAUCUACACCGCCACGUGUCAUUAACCAAUUGGCUCUCAACCUCUCGCUCUCUUCCGAUUCUAUUUCGUUACACCGAAACCCUUCUAGUAGUUUAAACGAUCGUUUCCUUCCUCGUUUAAACGACAUAACAACCGAUGCCGUUUUGGUUUGUGACGACGAUGUCGAGGUAGAUGAACCGUCGUUUGAGUUUGCGUUUCGGGUUUGGUUAACGAACCGGGAGCGUAUUGUUGGGGUUUUCGCCAGGUCGCAUGACGUGGACAUGAACCGGAAGGAGUGGGUUUACACGGUUCACCCGGACCGGUUUUCCAUUGUGCUCACCAAGUUCAUGUUGCUCAAAAGCGAGUACUUGUUCAGGUAUAGCUGCGAGGGUGGGCCACGCAUGGUUCGAAUGAGGAAGAUUGUUGACUCGGUUCGAAAUUGUGAGGAUAUACUGAUGAACUUUGUGGUGGCUGAUGCAACCAAUGUGGGUCCCAUUUUGGUUGGGGUGAAAAGAGUGAGGGAUUAUGGUGAUGCGAGAAAUGAUGAGGGAAGGUUUAGUUUGGGGUUGAGUGGAAGGAAAGGGGUGCAUAGGAAAAAUAGAGGGUGGUGUAUAAGUGAGUUUCAUAGGGCUAUGGGGAGAAUGCCUUUGAGGUAUAGUUAUGGUAAGGUUGUUGAUUCUAUUGGGGAACAAGGGUUGUGCCGCAAAGGUGGUAAAUUGGUGUUUUGUGAUCAAUGAUACUACAUGUGUGGCCUUGGAUUUCCUUUGUUGUAGUUUUGUUUAUAUCCUUUGUGUUUUUCUUUUCUUCAAAAUUUUGGUAAGAAGUGAGACAUUGUAGAUUUGAAUGUCUUUCUAUGUGUUUGGUUUUGCAGUAAAAUAAUUUUUUUAGAAUUGAUUAUGGUUAGAAGUGAGUUACAUGUGAAUGGGUUCAUGUUUGAACAUAUUUAUGUAUAAGUGGAUUAAAUAUCAUGUUUCACUAUAAAUAUCAUGUUUAAAUUCAAAAGUUACACAUCUACAAUAUAAGAAAGUUUUAUGUUCUGCCAAUUACAAUUU